CAGAAAGGUUACUUUUCUAGAUUGCUUUAUUAUAAUUUACUAUAAUUUUAUUGUUAAAAUGACUUCCUCUGCUCUGCCCCCAACGUUUACCAAGGGUUUUCACGAUGAAGAAUUAUGCAGAAAAAUGGAAUAUCGUGUUUUAGGACGUACCGGUUUAAAAGUAUCCAAAAUUUCUUUAGGUUGUGCCACUUUAAGUUCACUUUUUGGUGACUUUGAUGUGGAAGAGGCUAUUGCUACUGUACACAAAGCUCUUAAGGCCGGUAUAAAUUAUAUAGAUACGGCUCCCUUCUAUGGCCAAGGACGUUCAGAAGAGGUAUUGGGCCUGGCUUUAAAGGAGGUACCCCGCUCCGCCUACUAUGUGGCCACUAAGGUGGCUCGUUAUGAGGCUACAUAUGAGGGUAUGUUCGAUCAUUCGGCAAAAAGGACCCGUGAAAGUGUGGAGAAUAGUUUGAAACUAUUGGGUUUGGAUUAUGUGGAUGUAAUACAGAUUCAUGAUGUAGAAUUUGCCAAAGAUUUAAAUGUUGUUGUCAACGAAUGUUUGCCAGAGCUGGAGAAAAUUGUUAAGGAAGGCAAGGCUAGAUUUAUUGGUCUUACCGGUUAUCCUUUAAAAACCUUGAAGGAAUGUAUUAAAUUAGCCAACGGAAGGUUUGAUACCGUUUUAUCCUAUGCCCGCAAUACCCUCUGCGAUGAUUCCCUAAGAACAUACAUUGAUUACUUUCAAACUAAAAACAUGGGCAUUGUAUGCGCCGCUGCUCAUGCCGUUGGACUUCUAACUAACGGCGGUCCACAACCCUGGCAUCCGGCCGACGACGAACAAAAGCAGUUAUGCCAUAAGGCGGCCAAUAUCUGUAAAGAGGCUAACAUCGAACUUGGUAAACUGGCCAUGUAUCAUUGUAUGCAACUGGCUGGUCCAGCAACAUUCCUAAUUGGUAUGCAAACGCGUCAGCUGUUGGACAUAAAUUUAGAGGCAUUUUACCAGGGUCUCAACAAGAAGGAACAGGAAGUUUUGCAACUUUUAAAAGAUACCGUUUUUACCAAGUCAAUCAACUGGGAGGGUAAUGAACUUGAAAGCUACUGGGCAGCCAUGAAUAAUAAUAAGAAGAAGAAGGAAAAGAAAUAAUUAAAAAUUUUUAGUAUUUCAUAAUUUACAUGUAAUAAUUUUAUGCUUUUAUGCUUUUUAUACUAUGAACACUAAAAAGAUUUAAAUAAAUUUAAAAAAAAUAAAAGUAUUGUAAUA
Calliphora vicina (urban bluebottle blowfly) is the source of this 1237-nucleotide messenger RNA. RefSeq lists its product as uncharacterized. The transcript has 5 exons. NCBI's taxonomy places the organism in Eukaryota, Metazoa, Arthropoda, Insecta, Diptera, Calliphoridae. The record is from RefSeq and is a predicted model, not a curated record. Gene Ontology annotation, cellular component: cytosol. Gene Ontology annotation, molecular function: L-galactose dehydrogenase activity. The coding region runs from base 59 to 1120 and encodes 353 amino acids.